AUGGAGGAAAUUGAGAUACGACACAAUGAUGACGUAGAAACGCUGAUUCAUCCAUUAAAAGAGAUCUCGUUUGGUGCCGCCUCAGGUAUGGUUGGUAAGCUUGUCGAGUUCCCCUUUGACACCAUAAAAGUUCGAUUACAAGCCAAUAACUCACAUGCUACGUCGACAUUGAAUAUGAUAACGAAAACUUUCCAUAAUGAAGGGGUCAUGGGAUUUUACAAAGGGUUGAAAGCACCAUUAUUUGGUGCUUGUUUGGAGAAUGCAGUUUUAUUUAGCAGUUACAACUUUGCAACAAGUGUGCUACAGCAUUAUGACCCUGGUUUGUCAAUGUGGUCCAAAUGCGCCAGUGGAGGAUUUGCUGGUUUUAUGGCUAGCUUUAUUUUAACUCCUGUGGAAUUGGUAAAGUGUCAAUUGCAAGUAGCCAACAUGUCGGCUAAACUGGUUACUCAUACAUACACUUCAGUGAUUGGAGACACUUUGAAUCAUAAGGGAGUUGUCGGAUUGUGGAAUGGAUUGGGAUCAACCAUGGUUCGUGAAGUUGUUGGUACCCUGAUUUGGUUUGGCACGUAUGAGUACAUUAAUGCGUAUUUCGAGACCGCCAAGCAUCCAUUCAUCAAGAAUAAGGAUCUACAAUUGUUGUUUAGUGGAGCUAUGGCUGGUGUGUUGUUUAACUUUUCCAUGUUCCCAGUUGAUACUGUCAAGUCCAAUAUACAAACGCAUGAUAUACUUUCUGGCACCAGUGGCAAGCAUCAUCAUAUGGCAACGGAUUUUUGGAAAGAGAUGAGAAAGUUGUGUUCAAAACCGGGGGGAGUCAUGAAUCUUUAUAAUGGAUUGGGUAUAACCAUGAUUCGAUGCAUUCCAGCCAAUGCAUUGAUUUUCUAUACUUACGAACUACUCAAACGAAAUUUUUAA
Molecule: messenger RNA, 912 nt
Organism: Lodderomyces parapsilosis
Lineage: Eukaryota; Fungi; Ascomycota; Pichiomycetes; Serinales; Debaryomycetaceae
Gene: ARG11
Product: Arg11p
Exons: 1
Coding region: 1-912 (303 amino acids)
Biological process (GO): mitochondrial L-ornithine transmembrane transport
Molecular function (GO): L-ornithine transmembrane transporter activity
Source: RefSeq, a predicted model, not a curated record